UACUGCGUUUGUAGAUAUUUUGAUCUGAUAUCUUGCCCAUCCUUGGCAACAUACGUUUCAUUGCAUUCUUACUUGAUCGGUAUUGUUAUCAAACUGACGUGAAGUAUUUUACUUAGCAUGAAUAGCUAGUCUACUUUCAGCAUUAACUAAGCGUUUUUUUGUCAGGAAAACUGUGUGUUAGGCUUCAUUCACAGCAGCGUUGCAAUGGCUGUGUAGGGCGCUGUCCAUGGUGCCCAUUCAGUGCAGCCGAGAUUAGGACCACACGUGCGGGCGGCCAAUUGUACAUUCGAGGUUGGACAGGUCGGACUUUUGUGUACAACCGAAUUGCAAGAGGGUUGUUGUGGGAUGGAUCUAUAUUCCCUCCUCCUCACCACCUCCGCCGCUUUCAACUCCCCAAACCCUGACCAGGUACCGAGAAACCGGGACACGAGCAGGAGGAUAUGACAGGUUAAUGUGACUAUUCAUCAAAUUAUCAGACGACGGACAUCUUCAUAGCAGUUAAGAACGCAGAUAUGUGUUGGACAUAGUGCACAGGGAGAUGCUGAUGGGGAAAACCUGCUGGGAUACAUUAGAGGGCUCACCAAUGAACAUACCUCUCCCACAGGAAGACGCAGCUCCAACAGCUAUGGAGGACUGAGCUUCAUGUUUUAUCAGGCUGGUCUCUCUGAAGUCCUUAUGUGCCUAAAUGGUCUGAGGGUGAGUACCCUGUGAACUCCGCAACAUCGUUCAUCUCUACUUCUGGCCUUGGUGCAGACAAUCACCCUCCACUCCUCUCUAGGAUGGAAUUAUCUAAUUGUACCGAGGGGAUUUUCUCCCUGGACACGGUGGGCGGGGGUGAAGAUGGGGAGGGUUUUCUCAUAACCCCCCCAAGCAAGAUCCUCCUCACCCUUACCCUCUCCCUGAUCGCUGUCAUGACAACAGCCAUCAACUCCCUGGUGAUCACGGCCAUCAUCGUAACCAGGAAGUUGCAUCACCCAGCCAACUAUCUGAUCUGCUCUCUGGCAGUGACGGACCUGCUGGUGGCCAUCUUGGUCAUGCCCUUCAGCAUCCUCUACAUACAGAGGGAGAGCUGGGUGAUGGGCGAGGCCAUGUGUUACGUGUGGCUGAGCGUUGACAUCACCUGCUGCACCUGCUCCAUCCUCCACCUGGCCGCCAUCGCACUGGACCGAUACCGGGCCAUUACCGACGCCGUGGAGUACUCACAGAAACGCACCGGCCUCAGGGCCGGGAUCACCGUCGCCGUGGUCUGGUUACUGUCCAUCCUCAUAUCCCUUCCCCCUCUGUUGUGGAGGAACCACGGCGGCGAGCCAGAACCGGACCAGUGUCUGAUAACCCACCACCACAUUGCCUUCACCCUGUAUUCAACCCUGGGGGCCUUCUACAUACCCCUGCUCCUCAUCCUCAGCCUCUACUAUAAGAUCUACAGAGCGGCUCAGACUCUGUAUCUCCGCAGGGGGGCCAGCAAGGGCAGCCAGCACUCCUCCAUGGUCAACGGAACCUCCCUGCCAUCCUAUCCCCCCGACGAGGACCCCAAGAACCCCGAGAACCAGAACCCUCCGGAGAAGUCCAACUCGGACCCGUCGAUAGAGGGCGACCGCGUGCGCUUCACCAUGAAGAGCCACCAGAGCGAGUCGCGGCGGGAGCGCGAGCGCUCGUUGAGGCGGCAGCGCAUCUCGGGGACCAGGGAGCGGCGGGCCGCAUCCACACUAGGGCUCAUUCUGGGGGCCUUCGUGGUAUGCUGGCUGCCUUUCUUCCUGAAGGAGGUGAUCGUCAACACCUGUGGCUCCUGCAGCACCUCCGUACAGCUGGCCGACUUCCUAACCUGGCUGGGGUAUCUCAACUCUCUCAUCAACCCUCUCAUCUACACCAUAUUCAACAAGGACUUUAAGAAGGCCUUCCAGAAAAUGGUCAGGUGUAGUCAUCGCCUCUGAUGUGGACCAAAAGGGUACACGUACACACACACAUACACACACACGUACACAUGGACACACGCACGCACACACGCGCGCACACACACACACACACACACACACCCCCUUGUGGGAAUCCUCCACCAGUUAACCUUAAUUUUAACCCAAAUGUAAGCUAUAUCCUAAACCUAAUGCCUACACUGACAGAAAAACCAACCACACGAGUAUGGUUAAACCUGUACACACAUAUACACACACACACAAACAUGUGCACACAUUUCAGUUCUGAAUUGCAUUGGAAAAUGCGGUGGCAUCUGACUGCCUUAGAUCAGAGACUAUCGACAAGGAGUGAAGGACACUGUCAAGAUAAAGAACCAGUCCAGCCACAUCUGUCUAAUGGUACAUUGCUGAGCUCUGGAGGAAAGUUUGUGUGAGAACCUCAAAAUCCAUAAGAGUCUUUUUAUAGAAAACCUGGAUUUUUGGAUGGGUUAUUGACCAGGCCUGGAUGGUGUUUAACGGCAUUGAAGGGAUGAUGUUCACAUGGGCGGCCGUCCUUCUCUAGGAUGAAGUGAAGGAUCAGCCUUGAUCAUUUCAGUGUCUCAGAAUAGCCGACCGUGGUAUUUUGGUCUGUUCAGUCGUCAUCAGCAUCACCAAGUUGGUCUGCUCUGUAGACAUACUGUAUCUGAAAAACAACAUGCUUGUAUAUUUAAAAAUAUAUAUAUCUUGCAAGGACAAUCUAUGUUGUGAUCAAUUG
Esox lucius (northern pike) is the source of this 2664-nucleotide messenger RNA. RefSeq names its product 5-hydroxytryptamine (serotonin) receptor 1Fa (gene htr1fa). Gene Ontology annotation, molecular function: G protein-coupled serotonin receptor activity. The transcript is spliced from 3 exons. Bases 780 to 1931 code for a protein of 383 amino acids. The record is from RefSeq and is a predicted model, not a curated record. Lineage: Eukaryota; Metazoa; Chordata; Actinopteri; Esociformes; Esocidae. Gene Ontology annotation, cellular component: plasma membrane. Gene Ontology annotation, biological process: adenylate cyclase-activating adrenergic receptor signaling pathway.